GAGGAAGAUGGAGUCGAGUUGCACAAAUGCUGCUCGUCUGUUCGCUAUUGUGCUGUCCUGCUGCGAGUGGGAGGAAAUUUGGGACAUUCAAUCAGUGCUCUCCACCCUACAAAAUCAGGUGAUGACGUGUCAAGAAGGUGCCGGAAGCAGCAUUGUCGCUCCAAAAAAUGGCUUACCAGACAGUCCGACAGGAAUAUUUACAGAUCCCUGUGGUCACAAGAGCUUAUACCACCGCCUGCGUACUCACUACAGCCGCCGUGCAAUUAGAGCUCAUCACACCUUUCCAGCUUUACUUCAACCCAGAUUUAAUAUUGAAGAAUUACCAGGUAUGGCGGCUAAUAACCAACUUUUUGUUUUUUGGUCCGGUUGGGUUCAACUUCUUAUUCAACAUGAUAUUUUUGUACCGAUACUGUCGGAUGCUGGAGGAGGGCUCCUUCAGAGGGAGAACUGCUGACUUUGUCUUUAUGUUCCUCUUCGGUGGCCUUCUCAUGACUAUUUUUGGCACGUUUGUGAAUCUUGUGUUUUUAGGUCAGGCUUUCACCAUCAUGCUCGUGUACAUCUGGAGCAGGAGGAACCCAAACGUGCGCAUGAAUUUCUUCGGCCUUCUGAAUUUCCAGGCCCCCUUCCUCCCGUGGGUGCUCAUGGGAUUCUCCCUGCUGCUGGGGAACUCCAUCAUUGUGGAUCUUUUAGGCAUCGCAGUGGGACAUGUGUACUACUUUUUGGAGGAUGUGUUUCCCAACCAACCAGGUGGUAGCAGAUGGCUGAGGACUCCCUCCAUCCUUAAGAUGCUGUUUGACACACCAGAGGAAGAUGCCGACUACAACCCUCUCCCUGAGGAGCGUCCAGGAGGCUUUGCCUGGGGUGAGGGUCAGAGACUAGGAGGCUAGUCUCAGCCCCCUGUGCCUGCCACUUAAUGGACAUCUCUGAGAGCAAGAGAAAGAAAAUCUUCUUUUUCUCGACUUGUUUCUCUCGUGUACAAAAGAACAGGAGCUCCACCGAGCAAGAGGGAGACUUGUAGUUUGUGUGCACGGAAAUCAUACGCCUCGAAAUGUCUGCAAGACCCCUAACGCUCCUCUGACUGUGGGCAUGGGUUUAAAAAAAACAAUAACAACUGACGUUUGAUAUGUUGCUGUUGCUGCCCUGAACAACAGCGAAUACAAAUCGAGCAGCUGUGAGAGACAAAUAUCUAUUGAUAGUCACCAUUGUACUUGUUUCUUUUUGUUUUGUUUUCUUUUUUUUUUAAGAAUAAAUGUAUCAGUUUCAGAGUA
Messenger RNA from Carassius auratus (goldfish), 1268 nucleotides. Its product is annotated as derlin-2. The record is from RefSeq and is a predicted model, not a curated record. The coding region runs from base 168 to 887 and encodes 239 amino acids. The transcript is spliced from 8 exons. Lineage: Eukaryota; Metazoa; Chordata; Actinopteri; Cypriniformes; Cyprinidae.